AUGCGCGCCCUUGUCUUUCUCCCUCCCGCACGCUUGGCACACUUUGCCCAUGCACGACCCGCCACCAUCCACCCGGACGUUGUGCCCGACUCGGUGGACCCUGCAGCUGCUUCCCUCGACGACUGGAGCGUUUCCGAGGUGGAUGUCCCUCCCGGCGUGCCUUGGCAAGUGCUCCAUCCGCGCCUCCUCGACGAGACACGCGCCGAAGAGAGCAGAAAGAGGGUGCGCAUCGAUUCGCCCGUGGUCGUGAUCGAGACACCCACACGCCCCGUCAGCAUCGCACCCGCGGUGCCGGAUCGACUCGCUACAGAGACAACCGAGGAGGAGGAGGGAGAUACGAGCAAGGUCGUCGUGGGUCCGGACAGCGAUGAAGACGUCUCGCCCGAUAUCUCACUCUUGCACAAGGUGCCCGCAGUACGGGCGGGUGGGAAUACUGCAUCGGUGGAUGAGGGGGUGCGCUUGGCUUCGCAGUCUGCAUCGUCGCUUCAGGUUCGCCCGCCACGACCUGCAUAUGCACCGCCACCCACUUGUCGGUUCACCUUCUUCCGCCGUACGUCGUGCGUCUCCUCUACAAGCGUCUCGGCAGCACAAACUACAACGCACGACGCUUCUGAGGCACCGCCACCGGAGCACGAGGCGGAUGUGGACCACCCCGCAGGCGGUGUCAAGUUGGUGCGCACGCUUCCGGCAAUGAACGCCUACGAAGCCUCCUUCCACCCUCCCUCGGCCGGCGAUGGCGAAGGCGAAGCAUCUCUGGGCGAUUCCAUCGUUCCGCCUCCCACGCUGCACUUUACCCUCGCGCAGAUCACGCCUCUCUCCUCCAUCCUCUCGCCGCUCUCCCUGCCCCGGCGGGAUACGCCCGGUGCCGCCUCGUCGCGCAUCAACCUCCUCGUCGUCAUGCGCGACAUGGGCGACACUGCGCGCGUCCGUCGACUCAAGACCACCACGACUCGUCUCGAACUCGUCGUCAUGGACGGCACCCUCACCCGAGCGGGCGUUGAGAAGCACCUGCUCAAACUCGUCCUCUGGGACCACCUCACCCUGACCCCACUCCAACCGGGAGACGUAGUGUUUGUCCAAAACGUCUCGAUCCAACCCCCCGACCCCAAACCCCGUCUCGGUCCCGGCUUCCCACGAGCCACUGUGGCACAUGCAGCCCAGAGCCACAACUCGAGCAUCCAACUCUGCUACCGAUCCAACGUCACCACCCCCGCCGACGCAGCCCUCAACUUCGACCCGGCCAUCGCAGCCUUCGACGCCAAGUCCAAUCGCAUCCUCCAGCUCGUCGCACUCUGGAAUCACACCCCCACCUGA
Messenger RNA from Moesziomyces aphidis, 1314 nucleotides. The record is from the annotation of a GenBank genome assembly. NCBI's taxonomy places the organism in Eukaryota, Fungi, Basidiomycota, Ustilaginomycetes, Ustilaginales, Ustilaginaceae.